AGAUGGCAGCGUACAUGGAAUAAGAUGUAUACUCUUAAACUCUUGAAUUAACAAGUAUCGUCCUAUGUUACUUUAUUUGUACGGCAAAAAUUACAUUUUGUAAUGAUGCAAAAUAUGUCACGUUUUCUGAGAGUAAUAUCUCGAUAUAAAAUGCGGAGAUUUUUCAGUAAUCUUCAGCGAUCAUCGCCUGCAAUCGAUAGAUUGAAUACAGAAUGUACAUUGUCGAUAAAGCAAAAAAUAGAAAAUUAUUGGAGAGAUAAAGUUAAUUCUCACAAAUGCAAUGCUAAUGACAUAAAAGAUAAAUUUUAUGUUCUUUCUAUGUUUCCAUAUCCAUCUGGUGCUUUGCAUAUGGGUCAUGUUAGAGUUUAUACAAUAAGUGACGUUUUAGCUCGAUUUUAUAGACUCAAAGGUAAAAAUGUGAUUCAUCCUAUGGGUUGGGAUGCUUUUGGGUUACCAGCAGAAAAUGCUGCUAUUGAAAGAAAAAUUGAUCCUGCUGUAUGGACAAGCGAAAAUAUAAAGACAAUGCACGACCAGUUGAAAAAGCUGAAUUAUUCUUUUGAUUGGGAGAGGGAAUUUGCAACUUGCGAUGCAGAUUAUUAUAAAUGGACACAGGAUCUGUUUCUAAAAUUAUUUGAUAAAGGUUUGGCCUAUCAAAAAAAAGCUUAUGUUAAUUGGGAUCCUAUUGAUCAGACUGUAUUAGCUGAAGAACAGGUAGACUUGAAUCAACGAUCUUGGAGAUCUGGUGCAAUUGUAGAAAAAAAAUUAUUAAAACAAUGGUUUAUUAAAACAACAGCUUUUGCAAAGUCAUUGAUGGAGGGUUUAGAUGAUCCAAACUUGAAAGACUGGAGAGAUAUCAUAAAGUUACAGAAACAUUGGAUAGGUGAUUGCAAUGGCAUUAAUAUCGAUUUUAAAAUGAUAUCCGAAAUUCCAGAUUUUCCGGAGACAAUCAAUUUAUGGACCGAUAUGCCAGAAUUUAUAGAGCACGCAAAGUUUGUUGCUAUAUCUCCUCAAAGUAUAUUACAUCGUAAAGAAUAUACAUAUGAUAUAGACGUCGGAAUAAAAGGUUUAAAUGCAAAAAUAAUAAAUCCAUUUUCUGGUGAUGAGUUGCCGAUUUUUAUCACUGAUAAAGUGAUUUACCCACCAUGGAGAGAUACCCGCUUAGGUGUACCUUCGGCAUCAAUGGACGAUUUAACAUUUUCGGAGUUAGUUGGAAUACCAUUUACACGACAUUCAAUACGUAACUAUGAACAGCAACAACAAAAGAUAUCUGAAAUAGUCCAGAAAGCUAGAAAAUGGGGAAUAGGUGGAUAUCCAGUAAGCUCGAGAUUACAAGAUUGGUUAAUCUCUAGACAAAGAUAUUGGGGUACACCUAUACCUAUUAUUCAUUGUAUAAAUUGUGGUGUUCAACCAGUACCUCGCGAUCAACUUCCUGUAACAUUACCAAAGAUAAUACAUUCAUCAUCGAAUAGAGGAUUUUCUAUCCAAGAUGUGAAAGAUUGGUUGCAGACAGAAUGUCCCAAGUGUGGAGGAAAAGCAACUAGGGAAGCUGAUACUAUGGAUACUUUUGUGGAUAGUAGCUGGUAUUUUCUAAGAUUUAUAGAUCCCAAAAAUACAAAGGAGAUGUUUGCGAUAGAAAAAGUUAAAGAAGCUUUUCCCGUAGAUCUUUAUAUAGGCGGAAAAGAACAUGCUGUACUCCACUUAUAUUAUGCCAGGUUUAUAAGUCACUUUUUGCAUUCAGAAGGUCUUAUACCAUGUAGAGAACCAUUUAGACAGCUUCUUGUACAAGGAGUAAUAAUGGGUAAAACAUAUAAAACUAAAAGUACUGGCAAAUAUGUGACAGAGGAUGAGAUAAUAAAGGAAGAAGACCAAUAUAAAACAAAGUCUGGAGAAGUUGUCUUUAUGAGCUGGGAAAAAAUGUCCAAAUCAAAAUAUAAUGGAGUUGAACCUUUUAACUUAUUGCAUAAAUAUGGAAUAGAUACAACUAGAUUAUUAAUAUUGGGUGAUGUUGCACCAACAUCUACUAGAAACUGGUCGGAAGAUACUAUUCCUGGUAUAAAGAAUUGGCAAAAUCGCAUAUGGAAUAGUGUUAAACAAUUUAAAAGUCAACGUGAUUGUAUAUCUUUGGAAGAAUUUCAAAAUGAACCUACUGAUCCUACAUAUGUUGAACAUAAUGCAUAUAUGUUUGACAGUCGAAAUUAUUUUCUCAAAAAUGUAACACAUAACAUGGUAAAAACACAACAGCUUAGUAUAGCAAUAUCUAGAAUGCAAGGUCUUACAAACAGUUUGCGAAAAGUAAGCAUAGAGUGCUUGAGAAAAAGUCGCGAAUAUGAACGAGCAUUAGCUGUUCAAAUUAUAAUGCUCGCGCCAUUUGCACCACACUUUGCCUCUGAGCUAUGGGCUAUUUUUUGUUCUGUGAAACAUCAUCUUAUAGAUAAUAAUGAAGUAAGCUUAGACAAAGAUGUGCUCGAACAAAAGUGGCCAGAAAUUGAUAUGGAUUAUAAACUUGUAUUAAAUGUUUAUAUAAACAAAAGACAAUUUUUGAAACUAAAGAUUCCCCGACACAUAUUAGACAAAAUGACAGCAGAGAUGGCAUUGGAAUAUGUGACUCUUGAUCAACAUUAUCAAAAGAAGUCAGAUGAUAAAAACAUUGUAGAAAUCAAUCUUCAAUCAGAGAAAGGCUGUGAUGCAUCAUUGUAUAUAACCAUGGAAAAACAGAAAAAAGAUAUUAGGAAUGCUAUUACAGAUAGCAGGUAGACAUUAUAAUAUUUUUCUCCUUAAU
Messenger RNA from Camponotus floridanus (Florida carpenter ant), 2779 nucleotides. RefSeq names its product probable leucine--tRNA ligase, mitochondrial (gene LeuRS-m). Gene Ontology annotation, biological process: mitochondrial translation; leucyl-tRNA aminoacylation. Gene Ontology annotation, molecular function: ATP binding; leucine-tRNA ligase activity. Gene Ontology annotation, cellular component: mitochondrion. The transcript is spliced from 8 exons. The record is from RefSeq and is a predicted model, not a curated record. NCBI's taxonomy places the organism in Eukaryota, Metazoa, Arthropoda, Insecta, Hymenoptera, Formicidae. Bases 103 to 2754 code for a protein of 883 amino acids.